Molecule: messenger RNA, 2275 nt
Organism: Paramormyrops kingsleyae
Lineage: Eukaryota; Metazoa; Chordata; Actinopteri; Osteoglossiformes; Mormyridae
Gene: trub2
Product: TruB pseudouridine (psi) synthase family member 2
Biological process (GO): RNA processing; pseudouridine synthesis
Molecular function (GO): RNA binding; pseudouridine synthase activity
Source: RefSeq, a predicted model, not a curated record
GAACUUACAAUUUAAAUACAAUAAACGUUUAAAUUACAUAUUCAUUUAUUGAGUAAUUGUCACAAAACACCCUCGAUAACAUGUACAUCCCGUAUACCCCGUUAUGCCUUUACGAGGAGGGGAUUUUAUUUUGAAAUACAGUCAUUUACGUCCAGCGGAAGUAACUACGUGGGGUGUGGUCUAGUCGGUGCGGGCCUCACGUGGGCAGUAAUGGCGGCGUCCUGUCAGUAGCGGCUCAUGUAAAUAAUGGACGAUUUCCCUGUGAGCUUGGAUUCCGAUGGCUCUAAUAUGGAGUAAAUAACGAGAUACUCGUUUUGGAGCAAUGGGGACUCCGGCUACUCGGCUGUAUCGCAGCUUGGAAGGGCUGUUUGCGGUUUACAAACCGGCAGGGGUUCACUGGAAGCUGGUCCGGGACACCGUAGAAACCAACCUGCUGAAAGGUAUAAACUGUGCUCCACCUCCGGCGUUGCGGACCCAGGUGAAGUUUCUCCUGCAGAGCGGUGCAGGGAGUGAGGCCCAUAAAGAGGUUACGCUGAGGCCGGUUCGGCUUCCGGUACUGGCAGAUCACCCUCUCGUAACUGGACCGGAGUUCCAGAAGCUGCGGGUUGGAGUGGGACAUCGACUGGAUGUAUUUUCCUCUGGGGUCUUUGUACUGGGAGUGGGGAACGGAAAUGCCAAGUUUAAGGAAAUGUACGAGCGCUACAACACCAGGGAUUACACGUUGGAGGGGGAGUUUGGUAGAGCUACAGAUGACUUCUCACAUGGCGGACGUGUCAUUGAAAGAACAACUUACGAUCACAUAACAUGUGACAAACUGGAGAGAGUUCUCGCUAUGAUCCAGGGAGCCAACCAGAAAGCCUUGCUCUCGUACUCCAAUGUAGACAUGCGCUCCCAGGAGGCCUAUGAGCUGGCAGUGAGGGGGAUGCUGUUCCCUGAGGGGAAGACCCCACCCAUCCUUACUGGCCUGCGUUGCCUGGACUUCCAGCCACCUCGCUUCACCCUGGAGGUCCAGUGCAUGAACGAGACCCAGAGGUACCUGCGCAGACUGCUGCACGAAGUGGGCUUGGAGCUGCGCAGCUCGGCCAUCUGCGUCGGCAUCCGCCGCGUGCGGGAUGGGCCGUUCACCCUGCAGGAGGCACUGACACGCCAGCGAUGGACCCUGCCUGAUGUGGCGCAGGCCGUCUGCCAGGCCCAUUCCAUUAGGAGAAAGAGUGGCAAGGCCUUUUCCCAAGGAGCAGGGUGACUGGGGGCAGCGGGGGGACACUGUCUUUGCUGUGUGCGUUUGCGUGCCGUGCUUGCGGCUUCCUUAAGGUGAUUUUCUCAGGAGACGAUUCCGUGACGUGCUGUGUGUGUCGCAUAUUGUGUAAGGCCACCCCCUUAGCGUCUGCGCUUUUCACUUCUCUGUGGCUUUUUUGAUCCUCGUGUGACUGUAUCUCCCCAUUUUUUUUUCCUUACCAUGAUUGACAGUGAUACUGAGGCUUCAUAAAUUCCACCAUGGUGCUUUUGGUCUGAAUAAACACCCAAAGCCAUAAGCAGUCUGUCUGUCAGCUGGUCCUUCCUCCCUGUCCGUCAGGCUUCCCUGCGCCCGGUGACUGCAGGGCAUGCCCCCAGGAUUACUAUGGAGCUCAGCACCCCCCACCCCCCAGGGUUACUCUGGAGGUCACCCCUCCCAUCAUGAUUACUCUGAAGGUCACACCACCCGCCUCACGGUUACUCUGGAGGAGUCCCUUCCCCCUCACGGUUACUCUGAAGGUCACACCCCCCCCCAGCACAAUCUUACUUUGGAGCUCACUCCCCGCCCCCCCCAAAGGCUUCAAAUUAACCCUAAGGGGGGGGGGGGUGAACCACAGGAACCUUACUAUGUCACCCCUCAGGGUGACUGCAGUGCUCACGGACACCUGCAGCCCAGCGACUACGUGUUAAUUACAGCCAGUUAUUUUUAGGUAGUGUCGCCGUAUUUACAAACUCUUUUAUUUCUGUCAGUCAUCGGCAGCCACAUUUGUUUAGUUUCUGUAGUUACUAGCCUGCUAAUUAAAUGCCCUUUGAUGUCUUCAUGUUUUUUCCUCUGAGCUCUCGGCAGCCCUGCAUGUACAGUCCAAGUCGCUGGGGAGCAAAGUGGAGCUCGGAUACCCUGAAAAGGACACAGGCUCCCCUGAAAGCUUCCCCUGAGACCUUUAGGGGGAGCUCUAAGAAAUUGUCCACUUUCGUCUUAUAGAUUAUACUUUAUUUUCAGUACAUUAAGGUUCCUGAAAUAAAAAAACAGCAAUAGUACAAA